AUGGCCGAUCAAAACGGAUCCCGCAUCGCCAUCCGAUUCGGUGCCGCAAGUUCGAACGGCCCCAAGAAUGCACCCAAGAAUGCAUCGCGCCCCACUCCAUCGACCGCCUUGGGGAAGCGGUCACGCAGUGGUUUCGACCAUGAUUCAGACGGCGAUGAUUCUGAAGAAGAACGGCAUGAAACCAUCACUCAUUUCGGCGUGAAUGGCGCUGGAAACGAUGAUGACGACGACGACGACGGACGACCUCGCCAGGACCAAUCCGAAUCCGGUGGACGACGCCGCAGGAGCCAAAGCAGGGACUCAACAGCGAAUUCAAGUCGCCAGGACCCUGCUCAACCGCAUCAGGACCACGUUGAAGAGGAAGAGCCGUUGCAGUACGGGCUUGUUCUAUCGAAAAAGCCCAAGAGAGAUGCAGGGAAGGACGAUGGCGACAAGGACGGGGCAGACAAGACUGCGCAGCCAAAAAAUGCCGACGAGGAGGCCAUCGCGGCGCUGAUGGACUCAGGGGGAAAACGCGCGUUACAUCGAACGGAGGACGAAGCAUACCGGGACGCUACAGCCGACGCGCCCGAGGUGGACGAUGUGGCCACCUACGAUGCAUUUCCUGUGGAAGGCUUUGGUGAGGCGCUACUGAAGGGUCAGGGCUGGGAUGGUCAGAUGCGCGGUCCAAAGGCAAAGGAGAUCAAGAAGCGCCCCAACGGUAUCGGCCUCGGAGCCAAGAAAAUGACAGUAGAAGAGGACCUUGGCGGGUGGGACAGCAGGGGGAAGACGACCGAGAAACGACCGCGGCUUGAUCAGUACCGAAGUGAGAGGGACAAGGAACGCAGCAGACGAGAGGACAAGCAUCGCGACAGUUAUAAGAACGAACGACAUCGUGAACGAGACCGAGACAGGGACCGCCCCAGGGACAGACACCGUGACCGCGACCGUGACCGGGAUCGCGACAGCCACAGACACCGCGACAGAGACUACCGACGUUGA
Molecule: messenger RNA, 981 nt
Organism: Diaporthe citri
Lineage: Eukaryota; Fungi; Ascomycota; Sordariomycetes; Diaporthales; Diaporthaceae
Exons: 1
Coding region: 1-981 (326 amino acids)
Biological process (GO): mRNA splicing, via spliceosome
Cellular component (GO): spliceosomal complex
Source: RefSeq, a predicted model, not a curated record